AUGGAAGCACUGAGAGAGUCUUUUCUUCAUUUGACUUUGCAGAUGUCCACAUACAGGCGAGCCACCCUGGACGAGGAGGACCUGGUAGACUCCACCAGUGACGAUAUCUACCCAUCAGCUCCCAUGCAGGUGAGCCUUCUGCGUGGCCGUUCCUCAUGUUGGCCGAGCAGGACACAGACGGAGAGGAGGCUAAUGUGCUUGGUGUGUGUUCUGUCAGUGGGCCUGUUCAUAACUCUCAUCACAACUGGGAUUUUCUACAAACAGACACACCCAGGCGUGUGCCUAACAGAGCCAUGCAUUACUGUGGCCAGUGCGGUUCUGGGAGCCAUGGACCGAUCCGUAGAUCCCUGCCAGGACUUCUAUAACUUUGCUUGUGGGGGCUGGAUAAAAAACAACCCACUAUAUGAGGGCAAGUCCCGCUGGGGUUCUUUCAGCAACCUGUGGGAACACAACAUGCUUGUAAUGAAGCAGUUAUUAGAAAACACAACAAUGAAAGGUUUAAGUGAGGCUGAAGAAAAGGCCCAGCGAUAUUAUGAGGCCUGCAUGAAUGAGUCCAAGAUUGAGGAAUUGGGAGCUAAGCCACUCCAGCAACUAAUUGACCAGAUCGGAGGAUGGGGUCUGACUGAACCUUGGGACAAGGACAACUUCCAAAAAGUUCUGCGAACAGUGUCUGCCAACUUGCGUACUUCUCCUUUCUUCACUGUGUUUGUCAACACAGACUCCAAAAACUCCAGUACUAACAUCAUCCAGGUGGAUCAGACCAGCCUGGGACUACCUUCACGUGAUUACUACCUCAACAAAACUGCAAAUGAAAAGUAUCUGACAGCAUACCUCAACUUUCUAGUGGAGUUGGGAGUUCUUCUGGGUGGCACAAAGGAAAGUUCUCGGGCCAUGAUGGAGGAAGUUUUAGAUUUUGAAACCACCCUGGCCAACAUCACGGUCCCUCAGGAGGAGAGAAGAGAUGAGGAGCUCAUUUACAAUAAGAUGGAGGCCAAGGACCUGGCAACUCUGGCUCCAGCAGUGGACUGGAUGGCAUACCUCAGAGAAAUGUUUGCUUCUGUGUCACUUAAUGAAUCAGAGCCAGUGGUGGUUUAUGCCAAAGAAUACCUCCAGAAAGUUUCUGACCUCAUAACUAAAACAAAUAAAAGCCUUCUCAACAACUACAUGAUGAUGAAAGUAGUGAGAAAGAUGGCUUCAAUUUUGGACCAAAGGUUCCAGGAUGCAGAGCAGCGUUUCCUUGAGGUCAUGUAUGGAACCAAGAAGAGCUGCACUCCACGCUGGAAGGUGUGCGUCAGCGACACAGACAGUGCCUUGGGCUUUGCUCUUGGAGCUAUGUUUGUCAAAGCCACCUUUGCUGAGGACAGCAAAGCCAUUGCUGAGAAUAUGGUUACAGAGAUUAAGCAGGCAUUUGAGGAUGGAUUGAAGUAUGUGAGCUGGAUGGACACAGAAACAAAAAAGGCAGCACAAGAAAAAGCAGAUGCAAUAUACAACAUGGUCGGGUAUCCUGAAUUCAUCAUGAAUGCCACGAAACUGGAUAAAGUGUUCAAUGAUUUUGCUGUGGUGUCAGGCCUUUACUUCCAGAAUGUUAUGCAGUACUACAACUUCUCAGGCAGAGUGACUGCAGACCAGCUGAGGAAACCUCCUAACCGAAACCAGUGGAGCAUGACCCCUCCAACAGUAAAUGCCUAUUAUAACCCAACAAAAAAUGAGAUGGUUCUGCCUGCAGGAAUCCUGCAAGUUCCAUUCUACAGUCGCUCUUGGCCUAAAGCUCUGAAUUUUGGUGGAAUUGGAGUUGUCAUGGGCCAUGAGCUGACUCAUGCGUUUGAUGACCAAGGCAGGGAGUAUGAUAAAGAUGGAAACCUACGCCCUUGGUGGAAGAACUCUUCUGUUGAAGCUUUCAAGAAGCAAACCCAGUGCAUGGUGGAGCAAUAUGGCAAUUACAGCAUCAACCAAGAGCCUCUGAAUGGAAGACAAACGCUGGGAGAAAACAUCGCUGACAACGGUGGACUCAAGGCUGCUUACAAGGCUUAUUUGAACUGGAUUAAAAGGAACGGAGAAGAGGCCACGCUGCCAGCGCUGGGAAUGACGAACCAUCAACUGUUUUUUGUGGGAUUUGCCCAGGUAUGGUGCUCUGUCAAGACACCCGAGAGCUCGCACGAGGGCGUUAUGACAGAUCCUCACAGUCCUCCGAGAUUUAGGGUCAUCGGCACAGUGUCAAAUUCACGUGAAUUCUCAAAGCACUUUGGAUGCAAAGCAGACACUCCCAUGAACCCAAAUCACAAGUGUGAGCUUUGGUGAUGCCUCAUUGAUCACCAAUUUUAACAGGAGUGAAACUGACACUGGGGGUUGUUUAAGAUGCUGACAAAGCCUCAUGAGACUGGGAUGCAGGAAUCACUGAAAGUCCCCUCUUGCUACUUAGUGCUUAUCAGGCUGUUUAUCGGGACAAAAUGUAGCUGCUGUGUUGGAAGGAUUACAGUCCUCACUGCUUCUAUGCAAAGACAGUUUUAGCAAACUGCAUUCCCCAAAACUGAGAUUUAAUGUUGCUUUAUUUUGUUUUGUCGGUUUGUUUGAACACUUUGAAACCCCACCCGAUGGUUACGAUGGAGGAACCACUCUUCUGGCUUCAUAUUUUCAAAUGAGCAGAUUAAUGGGACUUUUUGUUACUUUCCACUGAGCUUUUAUCUGCUGCUUUUAUUGAAUGUUAUAUUUAAAGUUUUUGUCCUUUUAUACAAGUGAAGCAGGAAUUUAAAGAUUUUUAACCUGAUGAAAGUGCAGUUCACUGUUUUGUUCUUUUUGUGUUUGUUUUUUUUCUUUUUAAAGCCAUUAAGGGGUAAAAAUACGUUUUAAUGAUGGAAGUGUUUGCCUUUAAACACUUAAUAUUCCAAAAAUGUGUACAGUUUGGUCAGUGUCAUUCAGAACUUGAGUAAGCUAAGCCACAAUGUGCCAUACCCAUUUAUACAGUUUGUCACAAAUUUUGUACAUUAAAGCCAAUCUAGAAACAUU
Messenger RNA from Oreochromis aureus, 3003 nucleotides. RefSeq names its product endothelin converting enzyme 1 (gene ece1). Bases 1 to 2298 code for a protein of 765 amino acids. Gene Ontology annotation, molecular function: metalloendopeptidase activity. Gene Ontology annotation, cellular component: plasma membrane. The record is from RefSeq and is a predicted model, not a curated record. NCBI's taxonomy places the organism in Eukaryota, Metazoa, Chordata, Actinopteri, Cichliformes, Cichlidae. Gene Ontology annotation, biological process: peptide hormone processing. The transcript is spliced from 18 exons.